ACUCCUCCGUCUCCGACUCUCCGUCUCCGUUGAGAAGAGAGCACCACCCGCCGGACAUGGCCGACGCCGGCGAGCCUCCUGUGAGCGAAAACCACAACUAGGACGGUGUAGAUAGGUACCGUUCGGUUCUAAACAAGGCACGCGGCGGGCGUCAUUCUUGGUUUGUCAAGCGAGGGCGGUGGUUGUUUGGUGUGGUGGUUGCCGGCGGUCGAUGACGUUUCUGUUCCCGGUCAGGAGCCAGCAGGGUGCGAUGGAGGGCAGGCCGCCGGCGCCGCCGAGGGUGUCGAUGUUCCGGCGGCUGAUGGUGCGGGUGACCCCGGCCGAGCGCCUGGCCGCGGACGACAAGGAGAGGGAGAAGGGGGAGAGGCCGGCGGCCGCCGGGGACGCCGAGGUCGGGUCGGUGGGGCUGGACCGGAUGGUGCUGAGCUUCAUGGAGGACAGCGCGGCCGUGGUGGAGCGACCCCCGCGGGGCCGCUGCAACUGCUUCAACGGCAACCAGGACGGCAGCGACGACGAGGACUCCGACUACUUCCUCCCCUCCGCCUCCGCCCCCGCCGCCGCGCCGGCCGCGGCCGGCGACGCCUUGGAGCUGCUCAAGGGCCUGGUGCAGUGCGCGACCACAGCGGAGCGGAACCUCCUCGCCGACGCGUCGCGGAUCGCCGAGCGGUGCGGCAAGGGCGGCGGCUGUUCCGGCCGGAAGAAGGCCGACGUCCGGCGCGCGGUGGCGGACGGGCUCCGCGCGCUCGGGUACGACGCGGCGGUGUGCACGUCGCGGUGGGACAAGGGCCCCUCGCACCCGGCGGGGGAGCACGAGUACAUCGACGUGGUGGUGGCGGUGGAGCCCGGGGCCGGGGCGGCGACGGCGAUCCGCCUCGUGAUGGAGGUGGACUUCCGGUCGGAGUUCGAGGUGGCGCGGCCCACCAAGGCGUACCGCGCGGCGCUGCAGGCGCUGCCGCCGCUGUUCGUGGGCACCCCGGACCGGCUCGGCCGGGUCGUGGCCCUCGUCGCCGACGCCGCGCUGCAGAGCCUCCGGAAGCGCGGGCUCCACUUCCCGCCGUGGCGCAAGCCCGAGUACAUGCGCGCCAAGUGGCUGUCCCCGCACGCCCGCGCCGGCGCCCCGGACAAGCCGCCGGCGCCGCCCGCGCAGGCUUCUUCGCUGGCCGCGCCGGUGUCCGCCGCCAGCUUCGCCGGCGAGUUCGAGCUGCGGUUCGACGAGAAGCCGAAGGCGCCCGACGGCACCGCCGGCGAGGAGAAGAAGAUCACGGCGGUGGUGUCGCCGUCGCCGUCGCCGUGGCGCCCGGAGGAGCCCGAGGCGAGCAAGCAGAGCCCGCCGGCGCCGGCGCCGCAGGCCAAGGGGAAGGUGGUGACGGGGCUCGCCUCCGUGCUCUGAUCCCCCGCGCGGCGGCGUGCCGGAUCGAAUAACGCUAACGAGAACCCUCCUCCUGCGGCCACUAGCUAGCUGAUCAAACCCAAGAACUCCACCUCCACCCAAAUCCUCAUUUUGUCGCCCUUUUUUUCCUUCGCGUUUCUCGAUCCGUCCGACGGCCGGCUCCAGGUGUUUUAGCGGUUUUCCGGCUCCUCGGAAAAGAGAGAAAAACGCUUCUUUUUGUCCGGUUUCUUUUUUGUUUUUGUUCCGAACAGAUGUUUCGGUUCUCCGGCGCCGGGUGAACGGAAGGAACCUGGAGGUUUGCGGUUCCUCGUCCCCUGGUGUCGAGAGGAAGACGAAGGAGGAACAGGCCUCAUCGCCAUGAUCUGGGGUUCUGAACUACCUGUUGUAGUACUGUGGCCUCGUUUAGUUUGCGCUGUCAUGUUCGUCAGGUCAUGUCAGGCUUGUGAUUUCAAUGAAGAGGCACUAGCAAAAAAACAAUCUAUGGCUGUGUUUA
Panicum virgatum (switchgrass) is the source of this 1883-nucleotide messenger RNA. RefSeq lists its product as uncharacterized. The transcript has 2 exons. The record is from RefSeq and is a predicted model, not a curated record. Bases 212 to 1390 code for a protein of 392 amino acids. NCBI's taxonomy places the organism in Eukaryota, Viridiplantae, Streptophyta, Magnoliopsida, Poales, Poaceae.